CUCUGCUCUUCCUUCCCCSACUCCACAGAGCCCUCUUGGAGCAGAAGGAAAAACUCCAGCGUCUGUCACCGCUACAAGGAGCAGAGCAGCUCCUCGCCCGCCCCAAAAUGAUGGAAAAUGAAGUGUUUAUGUCAUUUACGUUCUACAGCACGGUCUUGAUCGUAAAAAUGUACGUYGUUGCCAUCAUUACGGGACAAGUAAGGCUCAGAAAGAAGGCGUUCGCCAACCCCGAGGAUGCGCUGCGCAACGGAGGCCUGCAGUACUGCCGCGAGGACCCCGACGUGGAGCGCUGCCGCAGGGCCCAUCGCAACGACAUGGAGAACAUCUUUCCCUUCCUCUUCCUCGGAGCCRUCUACUCCUUGCUGGAGCCCAGCCCCGCGGUGGCGAGGAUCCACUUCCUCACCUUCUGCGUGGGGCGCCUGCUGCACACCGUGGCCUACCUGCUGAAGCUGAAGGCRCCCACGCGCUCCGUGGCCUACAGCGUGGCCCAGCUGCCCUGCUUUUCCAUGGCUCUGCAGAUCCUCGUGGCCACCGUCGCCUACUGGUAACCAACGCGGGCGCCCAGACCCCAGCGGGGCUCCCUCGGGAAGAAGGGGCCCCCUGACCUCCUGCUCUCUGCUGCUGCUUCGACGCAAAGAUUUCCCCAUCCGGGCCAGAUGCUCCAUGUGCCCUUGUGUGUGCGUGCGUUGUAGCGAGGCAGCCUGCACUGCAGGGACACUCCACGAAGCUCU
Molecule: messenger RNA, 731 nt
Organism: Nothoprocta perdicaria
Lineage: Eukaryota; Metazoa; Chordata; Aves; Tinamiformes; Tinamidae
Gene: PTGES
Product: prostaglandin E synthase
Exons: 3
Coding region: 108-548 (146 amino acids)
Biological process (GO): prostaglandin biosynthetic process
Cellular component (GO): membrane
Molecular function (GO): prostaglandin-E synthase activity
Source: RefSeq, a predicted model, not a curated record